Molecule: messenger RNA, 744 nt
Organism: Acaulospora morrowiae
Lineage: Eukaryota; Fungi; Glomeromycota; Glomeromycetes; Diversisporales; Acaulosporaceae
Source: the annotation of a GenBank genome assembly
AUGAGUGUUGAAGGAGUGAUUGGUUCCGAAAUGUUCGAGCAGACCAAACCCUCGGCCAUUCGUAAGAUUCUCGCACGAAUAGAGGAAGCGGUGAGGGGAAAACAGGAACAACAGGUCGUCGAGGUUUGCUUUCCGGAUGGUGAACUUGAGAAACUUAGUGUGCACGAAGCGAUACACAUAUAUUAUAGUGCUGAAAUAAUUAAUAGUGAUCGUCUUUUCAUCAAAGAACAAGUCCACCUUGAUCUCGCAUUUUCGUUAAGGACUCAUAAUCGGAAUUGGUUCGUAAGUAACAACGCAAUCUGUGUUGUUGGAGGCAAUGAGCUUCGGCCUGAUGUUGGCGUGUGGUUUCAAUGGCCAACAUAUGCAGAACGGUCCAAGCCUCUUAUGAAUUCGUGCCCACCUUCGCAUCUAUGGAUCAAGGUAUUCUAUAAUAAUGAUCCAGAUCGUAGUAACGCAUUAGAAAAAGUCGCUUUAAUUCAGCAAUACUGGAAUGGAAUUGAAUAUGUUGGAAUCACCCUACCCGUAUCAGAUAAUCCUUUUCGCCCGAACCCAAAUCCUGGGACAGUCACGACUCCCGCAACCAACAACCAAAAUACGAGACCAUAUAGAGACCCAUAUAUCAUUCACUGGGACGCAAACAAUAAUAAGGACUAUUAUGUAGCGGACUGGAAUCUUAAUCUGGUACUGAAUUGCAGUUUUACACUCGAAUUUAAUAUUAUUCUUGACAUAAUUUCUAGACCUUAG